This is a messenger RNA of Gongylonema pulchrum, 369 nucleotides long. The record is from the annotation of a GenBank genome assembly. Lineage: Eukaryota; Metazoa; Nematoda; Chromadorea; Rhabditida; Gongylonematidae.
AUGCUUAACUUUCAGGCGACGCGAAUAGCCAUUUACGUUUUAUUCGUUGAGACAGUGCUCCGUGCUCUGCCAGAAUUGUUCACUCUGUUGGCAUCAAUAAUCGACUCGAUCGUAAUCACCAACUGCAUGGCAUAUUUCGUUGGAAUAAGUGCUCCAAUGUGCAGUGUCUGUCAUCCGUUCAUUUUUGCAUUUUCGCACCAUGAUUUCAAGGAAAUCCUAUUCCGUCGGAUUGCUCGGGCACAGAACUGGGAACCCGCAAAGUCGGGCACAGGGACGGCUUCGACAGCUGCUGGUGCUGCCAAUUCUUUCAAGAAGAGGAAUAGUCACUUGGUCAUACAAGUGCCUUCACGACUUAAAGCAUUACCUUAG